Messenger RNA from Spea bombifrons (plains spadefoot toad), 1059 nucleotides. RefSeq names its product olfactory receptor 52M1-like. The record is from RefSeq and is a predicted model, not a curated record. The transcript has a single exon. Bases 1 to 930 code for a protein of 309 amino acids. Gene Ontology annotation, molecular function: G protein-coupled receptor activity; olfactory receptor activity. Gene Ontology annotation, biological process: G protein-coupled receptor signaling pathway. NCBI's taxonomy places the organism in Eukaryota, Metazoa, Chordata, Amphibia, Anura, Pelobatidae. Gene Ontology annotation, cellular component: membrane.
AUGGAUGUCCUCAACGAGACCUGUGUCCACCCAUCCACAUUCAUCUUGCUAGGAAUCCCCGGGUUGGAGUCCUUACACGUCUGGAUCUCUAUCCCGUUCUUCAUAAUCUUCUUCAUCGCCGUUGUGGGAAAUUACUGUGUCCUUCUGAUCAUCGUCACGGAUGUGAGCCUCCAUCAGCCCAUGUAUCUCUUUUUCACUAUGUUGGCCUUCGUUGACUUAGUGCUGGCCAACAGCACCAUGCCCAAGCUCCUCGGCAUCUUCUGGCGCCACUCCAAUGACAUUGACUUCCACACCUGCCUGCUCCAGAUGUUCUUCGUCCACGCGUUUUCCACCAUUGAAUCUGGAAUCUUCGUGGCCAUGGCUUUUGACAGAUACGUUGCAAUCUGCUAUCCUCUCAGAUAUGUGAUCGUCUUAUCACCAGGGGUGAUCGUUAAGAGCGGAGUCCUGGCGGUGAUACGCGGGGUGGCAUAUAUCCUGCCCCUGCCGCUCUUGGCUUUGAGGUUCUAUGAGUACAGAAGCAAUAUUAUCCUGCACUCGUACUGCGAGCACAUGGCCGUCGUGCGGCUGGCCUGCGGAGACGUGACUGUUAAUGACCACGUUGGGAUAACCAUUGGGUUUCUGGUCCUGAUAAUGGACUCCUUGCUGAUAGUUCUGUCUUACGCGAUGAUUCUCCGGACUCUUUUAAGACUGGCGUCCGAAGCUCGUCUGAAGGCGUUCGGCACGUGCAUUUCCCACGUCUGCGCCAUCCUAACAUUCUAUGUACCUAUCAUGUCCUCGUCUUUGGUUCACAGAUUUGGAACCAACGUCCCUCACCAUACCCACAUAUUACUGGCAAACUCCUACCUCCUCCUCCCUCCCCUGCUCAACCCUCUGAUCUACGGAAUAAGAACUAAGCAGAUUCGGCAAAAAGUGUCAAAACUAAUUUUUUAAAGCGCUCCAGAUAACUAUAUUAAUUGCACGCACAUUAACCGUAUGAUGUCAGGCGGGUGUUAACAUGCAUCGCCAUGUCAAGGCAUCGCGUGAACUUUGUGUGUUAUUUGAUGUAUUAAAAUUACUUUU